This is a messenger RNA of Myiozetetes cayanensis, 1024 nucleotides long. It is a transcript of the gene SDHB, whose product is annotated as succinate dehydrogenase complex iron sulfur subunit B. Gene Ontology annotation, molecular function: electron transfer activity; 2 iron, 2 sulfur cluster binding. The record is from RefSeq and is a predicted model, not a curated record. Bases 15 to 860 code for a protein of 281 amino acids. Gene Ontology annotation, cellular component: mitochondrial membrane. NCBI's taxonomy places the organism in Eukaryota, Metazoa, Chordata, Aves, Passeriformes, Tyrannidae. Gene Ontology annotation, biological process: tricarboxylic acid cycle; respiratory electron transport chain; aerobic respiration. The transcript has 8 exons.
UGCGCAGCGCCAAGAUGGCGGCGGCCGCUCUCGGAGUCUCCUUGAGGCACCGCGUCCCCACACGGCUCCUGCGGGCCGGGCCGCGGGCGGAGUGCCGGGGGGCCCAGACGGCGGCGGCGGCCGCGCCGCGCCUCAAGAAAUUCGCCAUCUACAGAUGGGACCCCGACAAGGCCGGGGACAAACCCCGCAUGCAGACCUACGAGGUGGACCUCAACAAGUGUGGGCCCAUGGUGCUUGAUGCUCUGAUCAAGAUUAAAAACGAGAUGGACUCCACCCUGACCUUCCGCAGGUCCUGCAGGGAAGGCAUCUGUGGCUCCUGUGCCAUGAACAUUGGAGGGGGGAACACGCUGGCCUGCAUCAAAAAAAUCGACUCUGAUCUCAGCAAGGUCACCAAAAUCUACCCUCUGCCCCACAUGUACGUGGUGAAGGACCUUGUCCCGGACCUGAGCAACUUCUACGCCCAGUACAAAUCCAUCGAGCCGUACCUGAAGAAGAAGGACAAGUCCAAGGAGGGCAAGCAGCAGUACCUGCAGUCCAUAGAAGACCGUCAGAAACUGGACGGGCUCUACGAGUGCAUCCUCUGUGCCUGCUGCAGCACCAGCUGUCCCAGCUACUGGUGGAACGGGGACAAGUACCUGGGCCCCGCUGUCCUCAUGCAGGCCUAUCGCUGGAUGAUCGACUCCAGGGACGACUACACGGAGGAGCGGCUGGCACAGCUGCAGGACCCCUUCUCCCUCUACCGCUGUCACACCAUCAUGAACUGCACCAGGACCUGCCCCAAGGGUUUGAACCCUGGCAAGGCCAUUGCUGAGAUCAAGAAGAUGAUGGCAACCUACAAGCAGAAGGCGACGGCUGCGUAACCUCCGUGGAUCCCCUCGUGGGACCUCCCUGGAUUCCCACGUGGAUCCCCCCUGGAACCCCACAGGGGCUCCACCCGGACACAACUUACACCUGGAGGAGCUUCAAGCAGGGAGCUGUUCUUCCCAGAGGUUUGCACUUCCAAUAAAGACUGGAAAGAACAGUU